CUCUGGGAAAUAUAGGCAGCAUCCCUGCGGUCCCAGCCUUCACUCUCUCUCUCUCUCUGCGCUGCCUGUCUGAAUACAGUCUACAGCAGAGUGCAACGAGUUACCACAGACAGACAGAGAGCAGACUGGCUGGUUGGAACGGCGCGUUUCCGAUACAACACUGCAUCGUUGUUUCAGAGCGGAGAGAAGGCAGACUAUAACACAGGUACCUACGGGUCUUCGCAGAUAGAGAGGCAGAAAUGUUGGUCAAAUUUGCAAUAGCGCUGCUGGUUUUGUCAGUUUUGGAGCAAGUAGUGGGAUUGGAUAAUAUCAAUGUUCAUGACAACCCGUCAGAAAAACCGGCGAACCAGAAAGGACGUAUGUCUCUGCAGAACACAGCUGAGAUCCAGCACUGUCUGGUGAGUGCCGGAGACGUGGGCUGUGGUGUGUUUGAGUGUUUUGAGAACAACUCCUGUGAGAUCAGAGGCCUGCAGGAGAUCUGUCUAACCUUCCUACACAACGCCGGAAAGUUUGAUUCCCAGGGUAAAUCGUUCAUCAAGGAUGCUCUGAGGUGCAUGGCCCACGGCCUGAGACACAAGUUCAGCUGCAUCAGCAGGAAGUGCUUGGCCAUUAAAGAGAUGGUGUUCCAGCUGCAGAGAGAGUGCUACCUCGGACACAACCUGUGUUCUGCAGCCAAGGAGAACGUUGCUGUCAUGGUGGAGAUGAUCCACUUCCAGGACCUCUUCCCUAAAGGGCCGUAUGUGGAGCUGGUCAACAUCCUACUGAGCUGUGGGGAGGAGGUGAAGGAGGCCUUAACCAGGAGCGUCCGGCUGCAGUGUGAGCAGAACUGGGGGGCUCUAUGUGACAGCCUGAGUGUCUGCUCUUCCCUCACCCCCCCUCCCGGCCAGGCCCCCUCCUCCCCCGACCACCGCCGCCACGGGUCUCCCCACUCUGAACCAGACCAACCACGACCCCCCCGACAGGGGGACAAGGACAAGUCCAGUAAAGGAGGCUUCAAUGUCCACCCCCGCAGCCGCAGCCAGGGUCCCCGCCGACAGAGCCCCGAGGCUGGGGUGGUGGCGGAGCAGGAAGACCCUGAGGCCACAGACAUCCGGAGGUGAAAGAGACAUUGGACCCUAACUAUCCUGAUUCUCCCCCCGACCGUGUCACCAUCGCAGCCCCCCCCACAUACACACGUACUAAGACACACAGACAGAUACUGUACAUGCAAAAACACACAUACACGCACAUCUACACACAGACUCUCUCUCCAGUCAUUCCAGCAGUCCCAAAUGGUAAAUCUGCAGGUAACAUGGUGUAGCUCGUUCAGUUACUCCAGAUUGUAGUCCACCGACGUUGUUUCUGUUUAUUAUUGAAAUAUAAUAAGUAUUAUUAUCCUGAUUUAGGACAUUUUUGGCCUCUAAUAUAGCGUUUCUCAAAUCGUACUCACUGUAACAUUUCAUUAUAUUUGUAUUAUUUAUUUUAUUCUUUAUGCAAUGUUUAAAUAUCCAAAUGUACAUAGAAAUAUACUUAUCUAUAUUUAUACAGUACGAACAUGUAUAAAUAUAGUCACCAUAUGCAGUACUGAUGUACUAUACGAUUAUAGUACAUGGUGUGUUCUGUCAUAUACCUCACGAUCCAUCACCACCCAUAACCACCCAUAGAUAUGUGACAUUCAGCUUUGUUGUUUCAAAGUGGGAAUGUGUUGUUAGUAUUAUAAUUCUAGAUACUUGAUUAAACACAAACUUUACUGG
Salmo salar (Atlantic salmon) is the source of this 1733-nucleotide messenger RNA. RefSeq names its product stanniocalcin-2. Gene Ontology annotation, cellular component: extracellular region. Gene Ontology annotation, biological process: intracellular calcium ion homeostasis. Gene Ontology annotation, molecular function: hormone activity. The record is from RefSeq and is a predicted model, not a curated record. NCBI's taxonomy places the organism in Eukaryota, Metazoa, Chordata, Actinopteri, Salmoniformes, Salmonidae.